AUGCCUCCCCGCUCCACACUACCCACCCCCAAAUCUCGUCCUCCACCCGCCUCUGCCUCCUCCCACGCCCACUCUAGUGCCCACACAUCCUACACCAACGCUCCCAAGCCUUCCAGCCUGUCCACAUCGCGCCCAGGCACCCCAUCAUCGCAUUCUCGCAAGAGCGCUCCUCAGUCGCGGAACGAGUCCCCAGCUAGACAUCAAAGGGAGUCCAUGGAAAAGGCACCUUUCACGCCCUCUCCCAGGCCGCAGAGGAAAAGGAGAGGGAACCAGCCCUCCAACCAGCGUUCCGAGUUUGAGCCCCAGCCUGCGUCGCCCGAAGAGGAAGAUGCUGCGUUGUUUGAUCUGCUUGGCGUCGCCCCUCCGCCCAAGAAGGCCGAGCCAGAACCUCAGCUCGAGUCGAGACGGGGUGUCAUUGUGCUUCCCGAAGGCGAGGGCUUGAAUGGUACAAAGAAGCAGAAGAACCGAAGAAAGAACAAGAAGACCCCAGAAGAGGACUUUCGGAAUGACGGUCUUCCUCGGGAUCAGGCGGAAAGCUCUAGGCGAAAGAAGAAGCCCGUCAAGCCCAUGCUCACCGAAGCUUUCUCUGCCCCUGCUCAACAACUCUCGCAGCCAUCGUCUAUCGACUCGCUUAUGGCUUCCGCCACCAAGAACUCGCCGCCCUUCUCUACUUCCUCUCCCAAACCGCGUUCGCGGGAUGUCAAGAGGGCGGAGAAUGACGGCGCGUACGAGACGGCGUCGUUGAGUAAGAGUCUGCCGGCGGAUGUGGAUGGAGUGAGUCUGAUGGCGUCUGGUGUCAAGACGAAGAAGGGGAAGAAAGAAGAUGAGAGUGCUGUAUGGGAUAUGCCGGAAGGGUCUGGUAGCCAAACGCUUACUUGGCAACAAAAACUUGCUCAGACCGAGACGCCUCCCCGGAACAGCCGAAAAGGUUUCGCCACAGAGCGCAAACCCAAGUCCAAGUUGUCCACACUCUACAACCCUUCGACUACCUCCAACUCUUCUUCGCGCCCCAGUCACGGCCGCAGACUCUCGUACGACUCGCUCGCUCAGCCAUACCACCUCUCCCAGCCCUCUAUCACCGCCCUUCCCCCCGCCUCGCAGAGGGAAAACCCGUCUCUUUCUGGGGUACCGAUCUCGGCGUUCGACGGACACAUCCCGUUCCACACGGGCUACAACGUACACCGUGCCCCCCAAACACCAGCCAAAACGGUUGCUACCGCUCACGGAAACUUGCUCAACGGAGAUGGCUCUUUGCCUCUCAUCCCUGGUGAAUUCCCCAGGCUUCAGAGCGAGGGCUCUGGAAGUGGCAGUAUUGGGAGUGCCGGAGGCAAGGGAAUGGGCAUGAAAUAUGCCGGUCCGACGUUCCACAACUCUCCUCAUGCGGCUACGCUCAGCAAGCCGGACAUGGAGGACUUUUAA
Messenger RNA from Cryptococcus amylolentus CBS 6039, 1419 nucleotides. RefSeq lists its product as hypothetical. Bases 1 to 1419 code for a protein of 472 amino acids. The record is from RefSeq and is a predicted model, not a curated record. Lineage: Eukaryota; Fungi; Basidiomycota; Tremellomycetes; Tremellales; Cryptococcaceae. The transcript has 2 exons.